Messenger RNA from Vicia villosa (hairy vetch), 942 nucleotides. RefSeq names its product glutathione S-transferase T3-like. Lineage: Eukaryota; Viridiplantae; Streptophyta; Magnoliopsida; Fabales; Fabaceae. The transcript has a single exon. The record is from RefSeq and is a predicted model, not a curated record. Bases 1 to 942 code for a protein of 313 amino acids.
AUGGAUCCUAAUCAUUUUCAUUAUCAACAAGCUAUGUUCAAUUUCAUGCAAAAUUAUCAAAAUCCUAAUCCUCAAAAUUCUCAAAUUCCACCGAUGCCACCAUUUUCUACUCAAGUUUCACCAUUUUCUACUCAACCAUUUUCUACUCAAGUUCCACCAUUUUCUACUCAAGUUGGCACUGAAAAAGAAGAAAGGGUUGUUGUUAAAAAAAAAUCUCGAGAGCACUUUACAAGGGAUGAGGAUAUACUACUUAUCCAAUCAUGGCUCAAUGUUUCAAAGGAUCCAAUUGUGGGAGUUGAUCAAAAGGCUGAGAGUUUUUGGGUAAGAGUCGCUGCCAAUUAUAAUGAGUAUCGUGGGCAAUCGCGGGAAAAGUUAAAGGGACAAUUAAAGUGCCGAUGGCAUCGAAUAAAUAGCUUGGUUCAAAAAUUUGUUGGGUGUUACAAACAAGCUGUUAAUGGAAAGAAAAGUGGGACAACGGAGAACGAUAUCAUGGCCGCUGCAAAUGCAUUGUUUGCUCAGGAUCAAGGUACAACAUUCAAUCUUGAGUACGCAUGGCGAUUGUUAAAAGAUGAACCUAAAUGGAUGGGAGAAUCGAUUGGAAGUUCUUCAAAAAUAACAAAGACUUAUGCUAGUGAGGCAUCAUCAGAUAACCCAGAUACACCUUCAAGUUAUGAGUUUAACUCAUCAUCACCAAUGGAGCGUCCAAUGGGACAAAAAGCAGCAAAAAGGAAGGGUAAGGCAAAGGAAAUUCCAAAUGCAACGCAAGAUGCAAGGAAUAAAAUAUUAGUGUUAAUGGAAAGACUAGCGCAAAGUAAGGAGGACGAGAUAGAAUUAAAGGUAGUGCAACUAAUGAUGAAAGACAUUUCUACUAUGAGCGAUAGUCAACGAGAUAUUCAUGAAAAAUAUUGUAAUAAGAUGAAAAAAAAUAUGGAAUGUAGUUAG